Messenger RNA from Pristis pectinata (smalltooth sawfish), 825 nucleotides. RefSeq lists its product as uncharacterized. NCBI's taxonomy places the organism in Eukaryota, Metazoa, Chordata, Chondrichthyes, Rhinopristiformes, Pristidae. The record is from RefSeq and is a predicted model, not a curated record. The transcript has 4 exons. The coding region runs from base 1 to 825 and encodes 274 amino acids.
AUGGAUGCAUCUAAUACUGAACAGAAGCAGUCUGUGGAGGAAGCAAAAUCAGCAGUUUUUGUUUGGGCCUUGAAAGAGAAAAAAGAAGCAGUGAAAAAUGCUCUCCUUGUGGCUGAACAGCAAAAGAAUAACGAGUUGGAGAUAUUAAAGAAUAAACACAUUAAUGAAAUAAAGGAAGAAGUAGAAAAAACCAAGACCAGGAUGCAGUGGGAAUAUCAGCAGGAAGCCAGAAAGGAACGAGAGGCUGAAGAAAAACGCCUGGCUCAUGAAAUCCAGCAGACACUUCAGAAAUGUGAAGCUGAAAAGGAAAAGGCUGUACAUGAAGCAAUAGAAGAACAAAAGGCUAUUGCAUCACAAAACCUUAAUGAAUUAGUAUCAGAGUUAAAAAUUGAUGCUGACCGUCAGAAAGAAGCUGUGCUACAAGAAUCUCUGCAGAGCCAGAGAGCGGAGUAUGAGAAAAUAAUUGUACAAGAAGUAGCUAAAGCUCGCCAAGAAGAGAAGGAAUUAGCUGAGGGCCCCAUUCUUCUCUUACAAAGCAGACAUCAGUCCGAAAUAGACCAGUUAAAACACUUGCUGUGUGAUAAAGACGUUAAUCUCAAAGAGGUUUAUGAGCAUGUGGAAACUAUGACCGUCUUAGAACUGGAGCUGGAGAUGGAGCUACGGGAGAUAAGACAAGCUUUCCAGGACUAUAUUAAUCUCACUUUUCCAAAUUUACCUCCAGAACAGGUAGAAUUCAUCCUCCCAUCUCGACCGAUGUGCAGAGAUUCCUCCAACCCUUUGCGUGGUUGCAAGGCCCACAAAGCUCAGAAACGUCCACAAAAAUAA